Engraulis encrasicolus (European anchovy) is the source of this 2895-nucleotide messenger RNA. RefSeq names its product family with sequence similarity 76 member B (gene fam76b). The record is from RefSeq and is a predicted model, not a curated record. Gene Ontology annotation, cellular component: nuclear speck. The coding region runs from base 409 to 1470 and encodes 353 amino acids. The transcript has 11 exons. NCBI's taxonomy places the organism in Eukaryota, Metazoa, Chordata, Actinopteri, Clupeiformes, Engraulidae.
GCUUCCGGCCAGCGUGACGACGCGGAUACGCGAAGACGGAGAAAGGGAAAACAACAGAGGAUCUUAAACCAAGAUAUUGCUAUUUAAUUGAAACGUAGCGAUUAUGUUAGCGGCGUGGUACUGUGUGUGCCAAUCCGGUUAGAUGUUCAUAAGUAAACAGCCUACGUUAUCCAAAAAACAACAUUCGGUUACCAACAUAGCGUUGGAUGUUUAGGAAGCUAGCAUAGCGUAGCUAGCUGAAAGUAGCUGUCUACAUAGCAAACUUAGCCCUCAGUUUUAAAUUUUGCAUUUUAGGUCGGUUUUUAUCGUGUCUGCCGGAGCAGACAAUCGAGAGACUGACUGGUGUCGGUCUGCUGUUUUUCUGACAAUCGUGGAAUUUGACUUGGCUUGUCUUGUUUUUCGGUGAGAAUGGCAACAUCGGCCCUUUACGCGUGUACAAAGUGUAACCAGCGAUAUCCGUUCGAGGAGCUAUCCCAGGGACAACAACUGUGCAAGGAAUGCAGAAUUGCACAUCCGAUUGUAAAAUGCACAUACUGCAGAUCAGAGUUUCAGCAAGAAAGCAAAACAAACACAAUCUGCAAAAAGUGUGCCCAGAAUGUCAAACAGUUUGGGACGCCGAAGCCCUGUCAGUAUUGUAACAUCAUCGCUGCGUUCAUCGGUACAAAAUGUCAGCGCUGCACAAACUCAGAAAAGAAGUAUGGACCCCCACAGACCUGCGAGCAGUGCAAACAGCAGUGUGCCUUCGACAGGAAAGAGGAGGGCAGGCGAAAGGUGGAUGGCAAGCUGCUGUGCUGGCUGUGCACGCUGUCCUACCGGCGCGUGCUGCAGAAGACCAAGGAGCAGCGGAAAGGCCUCGGCUCGUCCCACUCCAACUCCUCGUCGCUCAGCGAGAAGGAGCACCAGAGACCACACCAUCACCACCACCACCACCAGCAUCGCCACAGCAGCUCGCACCACAAGCUUAGUGGUAGCCUGAGUCCUGAGCAAGAGCAGGGAUUAUGGAAGCAAAGCCACAAAUCAUCCUCCAUUCAGAAGGAAACUCCAAAGAAGAAACCAAAACUAGAACUGAAGCCAUCAAAUGGAGACAGAAGUUACGGGAUUGAUAUUACCACUGGCGACUUCUCCGGACCAUUUUACAGAAGCAGCUCGAUCGCCCAGUCUGUGGACUCUGGAGGCACGGACAACUUCAUCCUGAUCAGCCAGCUGAAGGAGGAGGUGAUGGGACUGAAGAGACUCCUGCAGCAGAGGGACCAGACCAUCCUCGAGAAGGACAGAAAGCUCACUGAGCUGAAGGCAGAUUUCCAGUACCAGGAGUCCAACAUGAGGGUGAAGAUGAACAACAUGGAGAAAGCCCAUAAGGAGGCCAUGGAACAGCAAGUGUCAAAGAACCGUGAGCUGAUGAAACAGGUGGCAGCGCUCUCCAAAGGGAAGAAGUUUGACCGCUCUGGAAGCUCUUUGCUGUUGCCAUAACGCAGCGCUGCGCAAGAAGACGGUCGGCCAUCUCACUCUGUUAUCUCUUUGAGAUAAGAGGCCAGACCUCUGGACACUUUCCUAUGCUUGAUCCUUUUUAUUUUUCUCCUUUUUAUUUUUCCUUCCUCAAACACACAUACCAGUUGUCACGGAUUGUAGAUUCUCUGAAAACAUUUUUUUACGGAUUUUCAAGGAAUUGCUGACACUUUUUUUUCGGAUCGGUAUGUGUUGUUGGUGAAGAACGCAAAUAUUUUGGUAGACUCUUAACGACAGCAGCAAACCAGGCUCAUCCACACAGUCUCUUUUUGGGGUUUUCCGUUAGUAUUUAUUCACAUAUUCAUGUUUGUCAACACUUCGUAUGCACAGGAGUUUUGAUUUUAUUUUAUUUUCCCCCUCAGUGCGUUUCCUUUUUCUUUUGGUUCUCUCACCUAAAUCAUGUAUUCAUACGUCUUUAAUCAUAUUCCUGAAUCGUGGAGAGCUGGAGGUGGAGGUUUCCCCACCCCCGGCACACUUUAAAGUCUGGCCCAGGACCUUGUAUGCAACGACGGCUCACAAGAGACUGGUGAUGUUGUGAGCGUUACUCUUUAUACCAUCAUCACAAUCCUCCAGCAUCUCUGGAACGCGCUCUGUGGGGAGUGGGACGAUUGUAUAGCUGCAUGAAUCCUGAACGGAAUUGUACUUAAGAAGAAAAAAAAAAUCCUAUUAUUAUUAUUAUUACCAUAUUAUUUUGUUGUCAUUUAGAUUCUUUUUGUUUUAUUUUUAAAAAUAUCCAUGCGUUGGGUUUUUGUUUUUGUUUACUGUGGACAGCCUUAUGUAUUUAUGAUGGUGGAUUUUAGUGUGUCUCUACUGCCAGGCAGAGUUUAAACAGUAGUCCAAUAGGAAACACUUUUAUAUAAAAGUACUUCGCUCCCUCUCUGUCUUUAUUUUUUUUCUCUCUGAACACCUCGUUCCUGCCCUGUACAGAACACGGUUAUAUGUUUUCUCUCUCUCUCUCUCUCUCUCUCUCUCUCUCUCUCUCUCCUUCUCUCUCUGUCUCUGUCUCUGUCUCUCUGUCUCUCUCCCCCUCCCUGUGCGGACUGGGGGACGAUCUUGUUGCUGUGGUGACAAGAGUCGUCGUCAUCGUAUUUUUUUUUUAUUUUUUUUACUACUUCCAAACCCAGGGAUAUUAUAUUGGACGACUCUACUGCAUAUAUUUUUCUGUGUAUGUGAUUGGCACAAAUAGGCACAUCCACAGUACUAUGAAAUUGGAUCUGUAUGAUAGUAUUUUAAAAAAGUAUGUUUUAUUUGUUAUUUUUUAAUGGUUUUAUUCAAGAAACAAACAUGCAAAGUGGCGAGUCAAGUUUCCCUUUUAUUUGAGCAUUUGUAUGUGAUACUGCGAUAUACAAAGUAUUUGAUCAUUUCAAAAUAAAAAUAAGAAAACUUUUA